GCCUCGGGGCCCGUAGCCCGCCCGCCGCGCUCCGGGCGUCUCUUCUGCCUCCUACGUGCUGCGGACGCCCCAGCCUCCCGGGUGCCUGGUCCGGGGAGCUCUCCGCGCCUGCCCGAGAAGAGCAAGAACGAGUUGCGGCGCCCCGGGGCGCGAUUCGUGGCGGAGACGCUGGGACCAAACGGAGGAUGAGCGGCGGAAGGCGGCGCAGAAACUGACGCGAGUUGGGGCCCCGGCUCCCGGCCGCCGGCGCGACGAGCCAGACCGCGGAGACGCCCUAGCCGAGUGCACGCGCCGGGCGGAGCGCGCGCAGGUGGGGCUGAGCUCUCGGCGGUGCGCUCCGCUCCGGGUCCUCGCCGGCCGGAGGAUGGGCCCCGGCGCCCAGGGUCCGUGCCCGCCGCUGCUGCCCCUGAGCCCGCCGCGAGCCCGGCGUCCGGCCGGCGCCCUGCGCUCAUGGACGGCGGCUCCCGGCUGGCGGCGGCGCGCCCCCGGGCUGUGAAUGCGACUCGCCCCUCGGCCGCGCUCCCCGCCCGCCCGCCCGCCGGGACGCGGUAGGGAAUGCCCAGCUCCACUGCGAUGGCAGUUGGCGCGCUGUCCAGUUCCCUCCUGCUCACCUGCUGCCUGAUGGUGGCCCUGUGCAGCCCGAGGAUCCCGCUGGAGAAGCUGGCCCAGGCGCCGGAGCGGCCGGGCCAGGAGAAGCGCGAGCACGCGUCUCGGGACGGCCCGGGGCGGAUGAGCGAGCUCGGGCGCCCGGCGAGGGACGAGGGCGGCGGCGGCGGCCGGGACUGGAAGGGCAAGAGCGGCCGCGGGCUGGCCGGCCGGGAGGCGUGGAGCAGGCAGAAGCAGGCCUGGGCCGCCCAGGGCGGGGGCGCCGGGGCCGGGGACCUGCAGGGGCGGCCCCGCGGGGACACCCCGCACGAAGAGCCCCCGGCCGCCGCCGCCCAGGACGUGGCGGGUCUGGAGUCGGAGCCCACGCCCGAGCCGCCGGAGGAGUACGCGUACCCGGAUUACCGGGGCAAGGGCUGCGUGGACGAGAGCGGCUUCGUGUACGCGAUCGGGGAGAAGUUUGCUCCGGGGCCCUCGGCCUGCCCGUGCUUGUGCACCGAGGAGGGGCCGCUGUGUGCACAGCCCGAGUGCCCGCGGCUGCACCCGCGCUGCAUCCACGUUGACACCAGCCAGUGCUGCCCGCAGUGCAAGGAGAGGAGGAACUACUGCGAGUUCCGGGGCAAGACCUACCAGACGCUGGAGGAGUUCGUGGUGUCCCCGUGCGAGCGGUGCCGCUGCGAGGCCAGCGGGGAAGUGCUGUGCGCGGUGUCCGCGUGCCCACAGACUGAGUGCGUGGACCCCGUGUACGAGCCGGACCAGUGCUGCCCCAUCUGCAAAAACGGCCCAAACUGCUUUGCGGAGACUGCUGUCAUCCCUGCCGGGAGAGAGGUGAAGACAGACGAGUGCACCAUCUGUCACUGCACCUACGAGGAGGGGACCUGGCGGAUCGAGCGCCAGGCCAUGUGCACCAGACACGAGUGCAGGCAGAUGUAGGGCGGGCCGCUCGCGCCUCGGUGUCUGCUAGAACCCUGUCCCGCCGGGACCUUCUGGGCGACUCUGGGAGGCGCCGGCCAAAUGCGUAAGACUUUCGAUGAGGAAUCGUGAAAAACUGCGGGUCCUUUUGCUUUUCUGGGUCACAAAGACUGCAAGAGAAAGAACUGGACAUAUUUCAAAACAUCCACAAGAACUUUGGGCAAAAAAAAAAUUCCGUCUCUAAAUAAAUGUGCUAUUUUCACAGUAAGUACACUGAAGUCCACUAUUAUAUAUGAAAUGUAUUUCUAUAAUCCCUCUAUUAGAGAGCUUCUAUACAUGUUUUCUAUAGAUACAGAUUAAAAAUGCUGUGUUGUCAACUGUC
This is a messenger RNA of Capra hircus (goat), 1897 nucleotides long. It is a transcript of the gene VWC2, whose product is annotated as von Willebrand factor C domain containing 2. The coding region runs from base 556 to 1536 and encodes 326 amino acids. Gene Ontology annotation, molecular function: protein binding. Gene Ontology annotation, biological process: negative regulation of BMP signaling pathway. The transcript is spliced from 4 exons. The record is from RefSeq and is a predicted model, not a curated record. Gene Ontology annotation, cellular component: AMPA glutamate receptor complex. Lineage: Eukaryota; Metazoa; Chordata; Mammalia; Artiodactyla; Bovidae.